AGGUAUAUAAGUUUACCGAUUUUAGGAUUUCAAAUGGACAAAAUUUUGAAGCUACUGAUUUUAUGCGUCGCAUGCGCUUGUUCAUUCUCUGCACUGAGAUGUGCCGCAAGAGCCGAUCCUCCAUUAGCAACAAAUGAGGACCCCGUUAAAUUUACUACUAAAGAUGCCACUUCAAAAAGCUACAAGCAGUUCAUAGAUGCGCUUCGAGGGAGACUAAUGGGUGGGCUGAUACAUGAGAUACCUGUGCUUCGAGAUCCAACAUCAGUGGAAGAAAGACAUCGAUAUAUUACAGUCGAACUCUCAAACUCGGACACGGAAUCUAUCGAAGUAGGUAUCGAUGUGACUAAUGCAUAUGUUGUAGCAUACCGAGCAGGAACUGAGUCCUAUUUCCUCCGUGAUGCCCCAGCAUCUGCAUCUACUUACCUUUUCACUGGCACGAACUAUCACUCACUUCCUUUUAAUGGUACUUACGGUGAUCUAGACAGAUGGUCUGAUCAGACUAGAGAGCAAACUUACCUAGGUUUAGAGGCCUUGAGACAUGGGAUAUCAUUUCUACGAGGUGGUGCCAAUGACAAUGAAGAAAGAGCUCAUAUCAUGAUCGUGAUAAUCCAAAUGGUUGCAGAAGCAGCUCGAUUUAGGUACAUAGCAAACCGGGUUGGUGUCAGCAUCCGGACGGGUACGGCAUUUCAACCAGAUCUUGCCAUGUUAAGUUUGGAGAACAAUUGGGAUAAUCUGUCUGGAGGUGUUCAACAAUCCGUGCAGGAUACUUUUCCAAAUGCGGUCACCUUAAGAAGUAUUACUGACCGACCUGUUAUCGUAGAUUCCUUUUCACACCCAACAGUUGCAGUUCUAGCAUUGAUGCUUUUUAUCUGCAAUCCCCCAAAUGCAAACCAAUCACCUCUGUUAAUAAGAUCAAUUGUGGAAAAAUCAGACACGUGCAGUCCAAUUGAACCAACCGUGCGCAUUGGUGGUCGAGAUGGAAUGUGUGUGGAUGUCUCGAACAAUGCCUAUAACAAUGGCAAUUCUAUCAUAAUGUGGAAAUGCAAAGACCAGCUUGAAGAGAACCAGCUGUGGACCUUGAAACGUGACAAGACGAUAAGGUCCAAGGGGAAGUGUUUAACCACUUAUGGUUAUGCUCCAGGAAAUUAUGUCAUGAUAUAUGAUUGCAAUUCAGCAGUACUUGAGGCCACUUAUUGGGAAAUAUGGGACAAUGGAACCAUUAUCAAUCCAAGGUCAGGCUUGGUCUUGAGUGCUGAAUCUAGUAGCAUGGGAGGGACACUCACCGUGCAAACGAACGAUUACCGAAUGCGACAGGGGUGGCGUACAGGCAAUGACACAAGCCCUUUCGUAACUUCAAUCGUUGGGUAUUUGGAUCUCUGCAUGGAAGCUCACGGAAGUAAAGUGUGGGUGGCUGACUGUGACAGCAACAAGAAAGAGCAGCAAUGGGCACUUUACCCAGAUGGUUCUAUACGUCCAGUGCAAUCUACAAACAACUGUUUAACUUCUGGAGCACACGACCAAGGAGUUACCAUUGUCAUUAUGGGUUGUAGCAAUGCAUGGGCUAGCCAACGAUGGGUGUUUAAAAACGAUGGUACCAUUUAUAGUUUAUUUGACGACAUGGUGAUGGAUGUGAGACAAUCUAAUCCAAGUCUUAAAGAGAUAAUACUUUGGCCGUACACUGGUAAACCUAACCAGAUAUGGCUUACUGCGUUUUAGGGGCUUCCCGCCUAACCAAAUGCUGUCUGCCUCUAUAAUGUCUAAAUAAGUGACGGUAUCUAUCGUUGUGCAAAAACAGUCAUGAGCUUAUGCUGCCUUGCAAUGGUUUUAGUAAUGAGAAUCUAGAUUGCUUCAAAUCAAAACAUUUUAGAAUCUAACCAGUUAAAUCGAUAAAAUUGGAAAGCUAAAAUCAUAAUCAGAAAAUCGAAAUAUAAAGCUAGAUACCAAGGGAUUCAGUUUCAAAGCAAUACAAGAAGAUCAGUGAAUAUUUUUAGUCACCAAAUAAUUUUUUGUCAUUAUAGUAACUAAUUUAAAGAUCGAAUGUAUUAUUUAUAUACUCAUUGAGCGAUCGACCACUUUUCUUAGAAAAUUAGCGACCAAAAUAAACCUAAAUACAAAAGAUUCAAUUCCAAGGCUAGUCCUUCAUUCUUCCAUUUAACAAAUUAUGUAGCAAACUGAGUAUAAUCUUAACAUAACUAGUUCCUUCACAUCAAAAUUACAAAAUUAAAAUUUACACAAAGUAAUCUACAAUAAACUUACAAUUAAUAUAAAUCUUGGAUAUAUACACUAGCAACCCUUCUAACAUGGAAAAAAGAACUCAAGAAAAAAAGAAUUAAGGAAGGUAGGGCCUACUCUAGCCAAUUUUAAAGGAAAUGUAGAAUUUCCAUUGCAAUUAAUAUCUCUCAUUAAAAAAUGCAUAUCCACGGAUAAUUUGAAUGUCAUAUUUAGUCUAGUCCAUAGUUUUGUUAAGAGGUGUAAGACCACCUAAUAAUGGACAGAAAUGAUUUAUUUGAAUUUUAAU
Molecule: messenger RNA, 2518 nt
Organism: Abrus precatorius (Indian licorice)
Lineage: Eukaryota; Viridiplantae; Streptophyta; Magnoliopsida; Fabales; Fabaceae
Product: abrin-a-like
Exons: 2
Coding region: 34-1716 (560 amino acids)
Biological process (GO): negative regulation of translation
Molecular function (GO): rRNA N-glycosylase activity
Source: RefSeq, a predicted model, not a curated record